AAAAAACACACAGAGAAAUUUGGAAAAAGGAAAAGAAAAUCAUCAAGGAUGACUUCAAACGGCAACGAAGAGCAAGUGCCUCCCGGAGAACCGGUGACGAUUUCCACACGUGUGAUUGAUGCCGGAACGACUAUCAUGCAACGGCGGUUACCGGUGAAGCAGAUGAAAAGUCAUGUCUCUACUUUUGCGAUUUACGGCGGAGAUAUGUCCCGGCAAAUAGAGACUCACCACUACGUCCACCGAGUCAACGACGAGUUUCUCCAGUGCGCCGUUUACGCCUCUGACCGUUCCGAUGCACCUCUCAUCGGAAUUGAAUAUGUAAUAUCCGACCGAUUAUACGAAAAUCUGCCUCAAGGUGAGCAAAAGCUAUGGCACUCUCAUGCUUAUGAAGUUAAGUCCGGUUCGUGGGCUUAUCCACGAUUGCCUGAGUUUGUGGCUGCUCCAGAGCUCAAGAACAUAGCCAAAACGUAUGGAAAAUUUUGGUGCACUUGGCAGAUUGACCGAGGUGACAAGUUACCAAUGGGUGCACCCGAACUGAUGAUGUCACCACAAGGGGUGGGGCAAGGGGUAUUAAGGCCAGAGUUGGUUAAGAUCAGAGAUGAGAAGUACAACGUUUCGACCGAUGAUUUGAAACACCAGAGAGCGGAGAUAGCUGAACCGGAAUGGAUCAAUCCGAUGGCAGAUUACUGGAAGCAACAUGGUAAAUGUUUCGUACUAGAUAUCGUGACUGUGGAAAUGAACCGUAACGAGCAGUUCCCCUGAGCAAUGUGCUAUGUAAUGUAAUGUACCGGGUUUUAUAAAUAUAGAAUAAUGUUACGCUUGAUAUUCUUUUUAUGCUAAAAAGAUAUAGAUAUGAAAAA
Messenger RNA from Eutrema salsugineum, 860 nucleotides. RefSeq names its product oil body-associated protein 2C. Bases 49 to 762 code for a protein of 237 amino acids. The record is from RefSeq and is a predicted model, not a curated record. The transcript is spliced from 3 exons. Lineage: Eukaryota; Viridiplantae; Streptophyta; Magnoliopsida; Brassicales; Brassicaceae.